Funneliformis geosporum is the source of this 1110-nucleotide messenger RNA. Lineage: Eukaryota; Fungi; Glomeromycota; Glomeromycetes; Glomerales; Glomeraceae. The record is from the annotation of a GenBank genome assembly.
GAUAGGAGUCUACAUAUAAACUUUUUGUCAUCACAACAAGGAGGUACAGCUAUUCGGUGUUCCUUUGAUGAACUAUUUAUCUAUCGUAAAAAAGGUAAUGAUAUAGACAAAUUGUGGCUCAUUAUCGAAGACGAGUUGUGUAUUCAACGAAUCGAACAGGAAAAGACGAAUUUAGAACUUCUUAAGAUUGAUAACAUGACUCAAGCUCUAAAGCACGUACAACGCUAUGUUGGUGCUCUGGGUAAUGGUGCAAUUGCAAACCUGGAAUCUGCAUCUGAAACUAUAACAUCAGCGAAAAAGAAACAGUCAGCCGAGGAAGCCUCCUCAAUCACUUCUCCAAAUCUUCGGGACUGCACUCUUCAUCCAUUUCCCCUUCAAUCUAACAUUGAGGAUGCCGAUUUUUUUGAAGGUGAAGAAGACAUCAAAAUCGAGGAUGCCCUACUCUCCAAGCGAUCUCAUGAAAAUGAAGAGGCGGUUAUUUUUAAGAAGAUCAAAAAUAGAAAUGAAAAAGAGUCGGUUGAAGAAGGUACCUCUCAAGAAGAUUUGGAAGAUUUGUUAAAUUCUGUGACCAAAGCUUCCAAUGCCUUCAGACAAAUCAAGUUCCCAACAUAUUAUAAUAAACUCAAAACUAUAUGGCACGCUCCUGAACUAGGAUUACUAUUCGAAAGAUUAUCUUUAGAGGACGAAAAUAUCCAUAUGGAAGAGGAUGAAGAGGGGGAAAGGGGUGAUAUUGAAAAUGGUGUCAAUAUUAAAGACGAAGCUGUUUCUGAAAUAGAAAAAAUAGUACAUAAUUUAAAUGAAACAGCCACAAAGUUUUGGUUCCUAUUAAAUACCAUUCCCAUUCCAGUGCUAAGUUACGAUCAAGCUCAAUUUCACGAUAUAAAUAUUAUUAAAAGUGUUUCCAAUGGAUUCUCAACCCACAGAUUACAAAGCGAUGGAGUAGCUGAAUUCUUUGAACGCCCAAAACAAAUCCCAUUAUUUCUGCUUGAAGUUUCUGGAGAUCCUGGUAAUCCAGGUCCUGAUAAAUUUAAUACUGAUAGAAUCAAAUUAAUGAAUGAGGGCGUAUUUGCUCUUAACAAGUUCAUAACAAGGACAGAGCUACCAAUAUGA